CCUUUUGAAGCAUGGUUACGUGGUGUUCUAACACUUUUUCACCACAUAUCUUUGUGGGAGUCCGUGACAGUGUCCCAGGACAAACGUAUGAUUACUUGUUUUUAACUGUAGUUGAGUGGUCACCAGUGGUUGCGGAUCAAAAAGAGAUUCACCAGUUCUUGAGGCUUGAACAGCUGGUUAGAGAGACUGGUCGUCCCCGUCACGACAAUCGAAGCUCAAGAAAUCAUGCAGCCAGACCAGAGAAGCACAUCAUAUAUCAAUCACACUCUAAUCACACAUCCCUAUAGGCUAAGCAUAGACUCAUAGACCCCGUUUUUUUUUUUUCAUCCGCAUUACAGAGAGAGAGAGAGAGAGAGAGAAUCAGGUGUAUCGCAACAGCCCCUCCCAUAUCCCCUACCUUUAUCAAUCUGCUCACCCAACUUACUCCACGUCUUCUCUCUCUCCCUCCACUCUCAACUACAUUCUGAAUUCCUCAACAAUCUCAGUUUUAGAGAGAGAGGGAGGGAGAGAGAGCGGGACAGCUCACAAAAUGCCUUUCCCCAAACAAUAACUGGCCAUGUGUCCCAAUCCCAAUCGGACCACUCCGCAUCCGCAAUGCCUCACUCUCCGGUGAACUCCGCCGCCGAUUCCUCCGCUGCGCCACCGUCGCCGCCGCCCGAUGAAGCCGCCGUCAACCACCUCAUCGACUCAGAACGCCACCACAUGCCCCGACCCGACUUCCUCCGCUCGAUCGACCUCACCUCUCGCCAAGACUCCGUCAACUGGAUCCUCAAAGUACAUUCGCAUUAUCAGUUCGGACCGGUGACGGCGUUUCUCUCCGUCAACUACUUGGAUCGUUUCCUGUCGUCGAAUUCCCUUCCGCAGAAGGCAAAUGGGUGGCCUUUCCAAUUACUAGCAGUGGCGUGUCUUUCACUGGCGGCGAAAAUGGAGGAGCGUUACGUUCCACUGCUCCUAGACCUCCAAAUCUUCGAACCCAAGUUCGUGUUCGAGCCCCAAACGGUUCAGCGAAUGGAGCUCUGGGUCAUGGCCAGUCUCAACUGGAGGCUUCGGUCCGUAACGCCUUUCGACUACAUCGACUACUUCGUUUCCAAGCUCUCCCGUUCCGGCUCCGAAUCGGAUUUUACCGGCCCCGUUGUUGCAAUUUCUUCUGAUCUCAUUCUCGACACCCUCCGCGUAAUUGAUUUCUCGGGUUUCCCGCCGUCCUUAGUUGCAGCUGCCGCCGUGGUCGCUGCUGCCAGGGAAAGUGCUGAUUUGCCGGAGACCUUCUAUGAGAGAGAAAUGGUGAGAAGCUGUCUCCAACUAAUGGAGGUGUACCUGAUGGACACGUGUCCCUCUGUGGGCCAUAAAGACCGGAGUAUAUCGGAGCCACCUCCCCCACCGAGCCCAGACGGCGUGCUGGAUGCAGCGGCGGCGUGUGUUAGUUGUGACACGCGCUCGGAGAAUCUAGUCACUGGCUCAAUGUCCGGCGGCUCCGAGUCAAGAGAAGUCGGACCGCAGAAUAAGCGACUCCGGUCAUCUGCGUCAAAUAUAUAACAACGAUAAUAGUGCAUAAAUUCACCAUCACUACUACUCCUUUUUGUUACUUUUAUAUAUAUUGCGGGAAGAACUUUUCAUUGUGAUUCAUUUUGUCGUUUUCAAACGGUGAGAAUCACAGUGGGUAUGGUAGUGUAGCCUUUUUUUUUUAUAUAUAUAUUUCUGUCAUAUUUUCCUUGUAAUAUCUAAUUAUACUUCUAUUAUAAAGGCGAAUCUAUAGGCCUGCAUUUUUGCUUUAACUUCA
Molecule: messenger RNA, 1777 nt
Organism: Rhododendron vialii
Lineage: Eukaryota; Viridiplantae; Streptophyta; Magnoliopsida; Ericales; Ericaceae
Product: cyclin-D4-1-like
Exons: 5
Coding region: 595-1533 (312 amino acids)
Biological process (GO): regulation of cyclin-dependent protein serine/threonine kinase activity; mitotic cell cycle phase transition
Cellular component (GO): cytoplasm; nucleus; cyclin-dependent protein kinase holoenzyme complex
Molecular function (GO): cyclin-dependent protein serine/threonine kinase regulator activity
Source: RefSeq, a predicted model, not a curated record